This is a messenger RNA of Lobosporangium transversale, 576 nucleotides long. RefSeq lists its product as hypothetical. The transcript is spliced from 2 exons. The record is from RefSeq and is a predicted model, not a curated record. Bases 1 to 576 code for a protein of 191 amino acids. Lineage: Eukaryota; Fungi; Mortierellomycota; Mortierellomycetes; Mortierellales; Mortierellaceae.
AUGAAGCUCUCAAUCACCGCCGCCCUUUCCGUGGCUGCUGCCGCCUUGGUUAUGUCUACCGAAGCUGGCCCAAUCAAGAAGAUCCCACUCGCCACAGUCAAGGAGGCAUCUGGACCUCAUCUCACUGACUCGGCCAAAGAGGAAUCUAGAUGGAAGCUCAUUGAACUCAAGGGACCUCAUCUCGUUGAUGACUCUGUCGAGGAGGAUUCUAAAUGGGGCACAAUUAUAUAUGGAUCGAGUCACGGGCCAUUCAAGGGACCUCAUCUCGUUGAUGACUCGGCCAAGGAGGCUAGACACCCCAUCUGGUACAAGGGACCUCAUCUCAUUGAUGACUCAGUCAAGGAGGCUUCUGGGCCUCAUCUCGUUGACUCGGUCAAAGAGGAAUCUAGACGGUUCCCCAUUGAAUUCAAGGGACCUCGUUUCGAUGAUGACUCGGCCAAGGAGGCUAGAUAUGAUUAUGGAGUCAAGCCACUCAAGGGACCUCGUUUCGAUGAUGACUCAGUCAAGGAGGAUAGGCAUAUCAAGGUCCCAAUCGGUCCAAUCAAGAAGGCAUCUGGACCUCAUCUCGCUGACUAG